Molecule: messenger RNA, 2228 nt
Organism: Nasonia vitripennis (jewel wasp)
Lineage: Eukaryota; Metazoa; Arthropoda; Insecta; Hymenoptera; Pteromalidae
Product: protein mab-21
Exons: 1
Coding region: 238-1335 (365 amino acids)
Source: RefSeq, a predicted model, not a curated record
GGUGGAGCUCCCGGCGCAGUCCGGCUCGAGAGAGAGACUCGCUUCCUCUCCACUCGACUCGUUCUCUCUCAGCGCGGCGCUUCGCUCCUUUCGGGAAGAGCUGCUCCGUCUGCUGUACCGUGACACGUCGAGAGGGUGUCGAUUUUUCCGACAUGGUGCGGGUGUCGUGGGCAUGAGCCGAGUUCGUUCGUCAGUUCGUUUCCCGUGAAUCGCCGAGACGAGAGCCAAGCGACGAAGAUGUUGGUGCCGCCGGAGAUGCUGACCGCCCAGUCGAAGAUGGUCUACCAGCUGAACAAGUACUUCGGCGAGCGGGUGAUGGCCCGCAAGAGCCAGGUGGCCAAGACCAUCCAGGAAGUCUGCCGGGUGGUGCAGGACGUGCUGAAGGAGGUCGAGGUGCAGGAGCCGCGCUUCAUCUCCUCGCUCACCGACUACAACGGCAGGUUCGACGGCCUCGACGUCAUCUCGCCGACCGAGUUCGAGAUCGUCAUCUACCUCAACCAGAUGGGCGUGCUCAACUUCGUGGACGACGGCACCCUGCCCGGCUGCGCCGUCCUCAAGCUCAGCGACGGCCGCAAGCGCUCCAUGUCUCUCUGGGUCGAGUUCAUCACUGCAUCGGGCUACCUGUCCGCGCGCAAGAUCCGCUCGCGCUUCCAGACCCUGGUGGCCCAGGCCUGCGACAAGUGCGCCUACCGGGACUCGGUCAAGAUGAUCGCCGACACGACCGAGGUGAAGCUGCGCAUCCGCGAGCGCUACGUCGUGCAGAUCACGCCGGCGUUCAAGUGCGCGGGCCUCUGGCCGCGCUCGGCCUCGCACUGGCCGAUCCCCCAGAUCCCCUGGCCCCACCCGAACCUCGUGGCCGAGGUCAAGACCGAGGGCUUCGACAUGCUCUCCAAGGAGUGCAUCGGCCUGCAGGGUAAGCAGUCGGCCAUGGAGGGCGACGCCUGGGCGCUGAGCUUCCUCGACGCGGAGAACCGGCUGCUGCAGGGCGCCAGUCGGAGGCGCUGCCUCAGCAUACUGAAGACGCUGCGGGACCGGCACCUCGAUCUGCCCGGCAACCCGGUCACCAGCUACCACAUGAAGACGCUGCUGCUCUACGAGUGCGAGAAGCACCCGCACGAGGCCGAGUGGGACGACGUCUGCCUGGCCGACCGCAUCAACGGGAUAUUCCUGCAGCUGAUAUCGUGCCUGCAGUGCCGGAGGUGCCCGCACUACUUCCUGCCGAAUCUCGACCUGUUCAAGGGAAAGUCGCCGAGCGGCCUGGAGAACGCGGCCAAGCAGGUCUGGAGACUGACCCGCGAGAUGCUGACGAACAGUGCCGCGCUGGAAAAGCUCUAGUUCCUCCACCGCCGCGCGCGCGCGAAGAGGAGUUCUCGUAUUUCUUGUUUUCGUUCGAACUUUCAUUCUGUGAUGCUCGAUCCGAUGUGAUGCGAGCGACUCGAUAAAGGACUAUGUUUGCGUUUUUUUUUCUUCGAAUUUUAGUGCCAUAAAUAUCUACACGAACUGACGUUUCGAGUGCGUGUCGUCGGAGAGAUCGAAAGUGAAUAUGAGCCCCGUUUGUUGUUGUGUUUAUUACUAUAGUAUACGUUUCGCUUAAUUUCCGCUGGAGAACUAUUUCUUUGACUUUCGCAACGCGAAGCGCGACUGCCGAACGAAAAAUCCGAUUUUGGAGCAUAAGAUGAUAAACGUGUUUUCGUUGUUGUUAGUGUAAUUUUAAAAUGUACGAGAGGAAGACACCGGCGGUGUAAGCGGAUAGAGUGUGCGCGUGUCUGUUUUGGAACGAGAAAGCCGUCGUAUACCAGUGCAACUCGGCGCAGUCGGAGACGUCGGAAGGAAGCCGGCGCGCAGUGCGAGCAGAUAUCAGCCGAAGCGACGGCGGACGUCGAGAGCGUGUCGCAGCGAGUGCCGGUAUGGGUGUUCGUGAAAUGGAAGAGAUUCUGUAUACGAGUGCAUUACUGCCAAAUUAACGUCUAUUGUUAUACGUGUAGAGAUUGCAAUUUUUAAUUUCGUCUUUGUUAUAUGAUAUUGAAGUCAAACUUUAUUUAUCGAUGCACGAGAGGUUGUAAAGAAUAAAAACUUUGUAAAACACUGUAUUUAUGAAGACUCGUCGUCUGCUUCGAAAUCUAGCAAUUUCUCCAUACUCUUUGUAUCUCGCUUUUGUAUAUACGAUGUUGAAAAACUAUUUAUUGAAUUGUAAUGAAUUUCGAAAAUACAGUAAUAUUUAUACGAAA